Messenger RNA from Pleurotus ostreatus (oyster mushroom), 1353 nucleotides. RefSeq names its product Beta-glucosidase cel3A. Gene Ontology annotation, biological process: cellulose catabolic process. Gene Ontology annotation, cellular component: extracellular region. Lineage: Eukaryota; Fungi; Basidiomycota; Agaricomycetes; Agaricales; Pleurotaceae. The transcript has 9 exons. Bases 1 to 1353 code for a protein of 450 amino acids. Gene Ontology annotation, molecular function: cellulose binding; hydrolase activity, hydrolyzing O-glycosyl compounds. The record is from RefSeq and is a predicted model, not a curated record.
AUGUUCAAGUAUUCUGCAUUGCUCGCUCUGGUCGCUUUGAUGCCCGCCAUCGCCAACGCUCAAUCACCACUCUACGGGCAAUGUGGCGGUAUUGGCUGGUCGGGAGCUACGACCUGUGUCUCUGGUUCUUCCUGCCAGAAGCUCAAUGACUACUAUUCACAAUGCCUUCCUGGUGCUGCUGCUCCAACAUCUGCUCCAACAUCUGCCCCGCCCACGUCUCCCACAGUUACGCCCACAGCCCCUGGCUCAAGCGUACCUCUGCCGUCUACCACCCCGACUGCUGGAAAUCCCUUCGUUGGAUACGAGGCUUUCCUUAGCCCUUACUACCAAGAUGAGGUCACGGCAGCUGUAAGCGCUAUCAGCGACCCUACCCUCAAAGCCAAGGCUGCCAAAGUAGCCUCUGUGCCCAACUUCACUUGGUUCGACGUCAUCGCCAAGGUUCCAACCCUAGGCGACUACCUCUCGGCUGCCAGUGCUAAACAGGCAUCGACUGGAACCAAGCAGCUCGUCCAGAUUGUCGUCUACGACUUGCCUGACCGUGAUUGCGCUGCGCUGGCCUCUAAUGGUGAAUUCUCGAUCGCUAACAACGGUCUCAACAACUACAAGGGCUACAUUGACCAGAUCGUGGCUCAGGUCAAGAAGUUCCCUGAUGUCCGCAUCGUGGCAGUCAUCGAGCCCGACUCGUUGGCCAACUUGGUCACCAACUUGAACGUCCAGAAGUGCAGUGGGGCUCAGACCGCUUACAAGCAAGGUGUUACUUACGCUAUGCAACAGCUCAACGCCGUCGGUGUUUACAUGUACCUCGAUGCCGGACACGCUGGAUGGCUCGGCUGGCCCGCCAACUUGACACCUGCUGCUCAGCUCUUCGCUCAGCUCUACAAGGAUGCUGGCUCACCACAAUUCGUUCGCGGCCUUGCUACCAACGUCGCCAACUUCAACGCCCUCCGUGCCUCUUCCCCGGACCCAAUCACCCAAGGCAACCAGAACUACGAUGAGAUCCAUUACAUUGAGGCCCUGGCUCCGGCUCUCUCUUCUCAAGGAUUCCCGGCUUCGUUCAUCGUUGACCAAGGUCGCUCUGGUGUACAGAACAUCCGUCAACAAUGGGGUGACUGGUGCAACGUUAAGGGUGCAGGCUUCGGCAUGAGGCCAACCACAAACACUGGCUCUUCUCUCAUUGACGCUGUCGUUUGGGUCAAGCCCGGAGGAGAAUGUGACGGCACUACCAACACUUCUUCCCCACGUUACGAUGCCCACUGCGGUCUUUCGGAUGCUGCACCCAACGCGCCCGAGGCUGGUACCUGGUUCCAGUCCUACUUCGAAACUCUUGUCAGCGCGGCCAAUCCGGCAUUCUAA